Molecule: messenger RNA, 3175 nt
Organism: Carassius auratus (goldfish)
Lineage: Eukaryota; Metazoa; Chordata; Actinopteri; Cypriniformes; Cyprinidae
Product: extended synaptotagmin-2-A-like
Exons: 23
Coding region: 446-3133 (895 amino acids)
Biological process (GO): lipid transport
Cellular component (GO): endoplasmic reticulum membrane
Molecular function (GO): phosphatidylcholine binding; phosphatidylinositol binding; phosphatidylethanolamine binding
Source: RefSeq, a predicted model, not a curated record
UCAUUGCGCCACCCUCAUUCUGCCAUCGAGAGUUUUCCUGUGAGUGUAGCUCUGAGCAGCGGGUUUGGUCAAACUCAGGAGCUCGUGUUCUCGCAGGAUGUUGUGAGCGCGAGAGGUGGUGCCGCUCUCAGCUCGCGCGGUGACGGUUGGGACAGCGAGACGUGGUUCAGGCAGCAGCUGGAAGACUCGAGCGAGUACAAAUUCGUUGGGAAGGGCGGAAAAUCACGGACCGACGGCCGCUCCAUACAUGACAAGGUCGGGUGGGUGGGGAGAAGUUUAGGGAGCAACGCUGAUCCAGUCCUCUGUGCUCCUGGAAAGAGCCCGGAACCGAGCGACGCGACUCGUUGUAUUCUGACAGUAAACAUUUGAGAUGUUCCUGUAGAAGCUCUCUAAGUUGUUUAGCUUUUACUUUUGUUGUUUGUUUUGGAUUUGUUUAACUUUGGAAAUGAGUGCGUCAGUGAACGGAGUGGAACCAAAACCCGUUCCGGCGGCCAGUCUGAACGGACCGGGUUCUGUUCCUCCAAGCCCCACCGAUGUCAAAACACCCGAGUCGGUGCUACCGGACGAGGAGCCGCAGUCCACGGUGACAGACGCCACGCAGAUGGGGAUCAAGUUCGCCAAGACAUUCCUGCUGAUUUUCCCCAUAUACGUGCUGGGAUAUCUGGAGUUCAGCUUUAGCUGGGUCCUCAUCGCCCUGGCCGCGCUUUUCUGGCUCAGACGGAACCAGAGCAGCAGAUUCGCUCCGGUGAACCGGGCGCUGGCGUUUCUGGAGCAAGAGGAGCGAGCGGUGCGUCAGAGCGUCCGGAGCUCAGAGCUGCCGCCCUGGGUUCAUUUUCCAGAUGUGGAGAGAGUGGAGUGGCUCAACAAGACUGUACAUCAGAUGUGGCCAUAUAUUUGUCAGUUUGUAGAUAAAAUUUUCAGAGAGACCAUUGAACCGGCAGUACAGGGAGCCAAUGCACACCUUAGUACUUUCACCUUCUCCAAGAUAGACAUGGGGAACAAGCCCCUCAGGGUGGAUGGAGUGAAAGUUUAUACAGAGAAUGUAGAUAAGCGACAGAUUAUUAUGGAUCUACAGAUCAGCUUUGUCGGAAACACUGAAAUCGAUGUGGAUAUUAAGAAAUACUAUUGCCAUGCAGGAAUCAAGAGCAUACAGCUUAAUGGUGUGUUGAGAGUCAUCAUGGAGCCAUUGCUAGGAGAUAUGCCACUGAUUGGUGCACUGUCUGUGUUCUUCCUCAAGAAACCUUUUCUGGAUAUAAACUGGACAGGUCUUACUAAUAUGCUGGACAUCCCUGGAAUAAAUGGUCUGUGUGACAGCGUUAUCCAGGAUAUCAUAUACAGUUUUCUCGUGCUGCCAAACAAAAUCACUAUUCCACUUGUAGAUGAUGCACAGAUUUCUAGACUCCGCUUCCCAAUGCCAAAGAGUAUUCUGCGGAUUCACUUUCUGGAGGCACAGGACAUUAUAGGGAAGGACAAGUUUCUGGGUGGCCUGAUAAAAGGAAAGUCAGACCCGUAUGGUGUCAUUAAGCUGGGCAAUCAGCUCUUCAGAUCCAAAAUCAUCAAAGAGACAGUUAAUCCUAAAUGGAACGAAGUUUACGAGGUAUUUGUGUACGAUCACCCAGGACAGAAUGUGGAGAUAGAGCUUUAUGAUGAGGACCAUGAUAAGGAUGAUUAUUUGGGAAGCCUUACCAUCAACGUAGAUGAACUAGAGAAGGAACAGAAAGUAGAUGAGUGGUUUGUACUUGAUGAUGUUGCUACAGGAAAGCUUCACCUGAAGAUUGAAUGGCUUUCUCUUCUCCCUACACCGGAUAAACUCGAUGAGGUUUUAAGCAGCAUUAAAGCAGAUAAAGGGCAGGCCAAUGAUGGACUGUCAUCAGCAUUACUGUUGGUGCAUCUGGACUCAGCCAAAAAUCUCCCAAGUGUUUUUGAGGGGCAGGUGGGCAGUGGGUGUCUGAGAGAGCGCCGCUCUGCCGGGCUGGUGUUCUGUGAGAACACUUCUGCCCUCUACAGGACAAUGUUUUCUAGUAAAAAUGUCACCAGUGUGCCCAGUCCAUUCGUCCAGUUUACCGUGGGACACAAAUCCUUUGAGAGCAAGACAAGAUAUAAAACCAACGAGCCGCUUUGGGAGGAGGCCUUCACAUUCCUGAUCCACAAUCCAAAGUGUCAAGAACUUGAAGUGGAGGUAAAGGAUGCGAAGCACGAGUGUUCCCUAGGGACGUUUUCUUUUCUUCUGUCAAAGCUGCUGCAGGAGGAUCAGAUGACUAUCAGUCAGCGAUUCCCACUCAGGAACUCGGGACCCGGCUCCACGAUUAAGAUGAAGAUGGCACUUAGGAUUCUCUCUAUGGAUAAGUUGGCAGUAUCAGGUCAGCCGUCCUCCGUUCAGAUCCGCCGCCCCAGCGAGAUCCCCAACGCCUCUCCUCAGCGGCCCAAUGUUUCAGAGCCCAUCCCAGUACCCAAAACCCAGCCGCAGACCCCAUCACCCAGAACCCAACCCUCCCCGCGAGUGGAGCCCCUAAUAGACAGCAGGCCAUUUGAGGACUCACCUACCCGUCUGGCUAAUUCGGGGUGGAGCACGUCUAACCUGGCCAUCUCUGGCUCUGAGCUACACCUAAACAGCAAAGAGCCGACCCCCAGCAUAGCAUCUGACAUCUCUAACCCCAGCACCACCCAGGAGCUCCAGAAGACAAUGCAACAAAUACAACAGAAUGGAGCCUCACCUGGUUUCGCUCCAUUGGGUGAAGUUCAGUUAACCAUCAGACACAGUUCUCAAAGAAACAAACUAAUCGUCGUGGUGCACGGCUGCAGGAAUCUGAUCUCUUGUACGGAAAAUGGUUCUGAUCCAUACGUCCGUUUGUAUUUGCUGCCUGAUAAACGACGCUCUGGACGCAGAAAAACAAGCACGAUAAAGAAAACAGUAAAUCCGGUCUAUGAUCAAACGUUUGAAUUCAGCGUGUCACUUGUGGAGUUGCACAGAAGAACUCUAGAUGUGGCUGUGAAGAAUGGAGGAGGAAUUCUGUCAAAACACAGAGGGCUGCUGGGAAAGGUGUUAGUUGACUUGACCUUUGAGGAUAUAUCAAAGAGCUCAACGCAAUGGUAUGAGCUUUCAGUGGACGGGCUGAGGCGACAAUCCCCUUAACCAAAGGAACUAACUUCUUUCUGCCUACACAUACUGUAUUAA